AAAAAACACGAUACUUAAGGUGUCUUUCCUUGAAAGCCAGUUCUAGCUAGCAAUAAGGAUGAAGGGGAAAGAAGAAGAAUCCCAGAGUCAUUUCCGGAUGAUUUUUUUUUAUUGGUAUUAUAUUUGCAGUCCAAAUGUUUACGUCAAACAUUAACAUAGAUUAUCUGGAUAUAGAUACGAAUUAUAUUUUUUAGAAACUUUUAAAAUGGCUAAAUUUGCAUAAUAUUAUUUUUUUCUAAAAAUUAAAAUUUCGUGCAAGUAGGAACUAGUAAAUGUAAUGUAAAAUGUAAUAGCUGAUUAAACCUCUUCGUGUCCGCCUUCUUUCGGAUUCGUUCUCUUUGCAAAUGAUUCUUGUGGCUCCAGCAAACGCAUGUCUUUUUACAGUACUAGUUCCGCUUUCUGAAAGUGCAGCUUCUGAGUAUAUUCAACUAUCUACCUUUGCUACCUCGGUAUAUCUAUAGAAUUUGUUUGGUCAUAAGAUGGAUGUACAAUUCCUGAUCGUUUUCACACUUUGGUCAGUUUGUACGGCUCGAAGGGGUCAACGGUACCUGAUAUCUAGAUGGUGCUAGUAGUAAGCACUCAGUCAGCAAACUGAAAGAAGAUCGCGGCGGGUCGACAUCUUUCUUAGCGACUUGCUGAAUGAAUUCGGGUCAAUUGCAAUACGAGAAGUAGUCAUCGUAUGAGGCAAUAGGUUGCCUAACUCGCCGAAGAUCCUCCGUUGGCCCUUAAAUAUUGCUAUGGUGACGGGUAGUUGCGUUGCUAUGCCAGAGGGGAGAUUCGUAGCUACAUACCGGUGAUUUUUCAUUCCCAUUUUCAUUUCCACCUUCGGUGAUUGAACAUUUCCUAUGUUAGAAAAUAUAUUCAAUGACAUGAAGGAAAUAUUGCCUGGAGUGUAUUCAAUGCUUAUCGCAAACAGCCCACUGUGGCAGUCUUUACACACACCUGAUAAUUUACCCGCGCAAUGAUCAUGUGACGAGUCAUGUGAAAUUUCUUUUAAGGUUAAGUGGUGCCAGAAAAGUGUACACUUCCCUGGUGGUGCUAGGUAUAGAAAAAUCGAUACACGCGUCACAUUAAGUGCAAAGUACCCAUGUUAUAUUUCAUACAAAAGUUUUUUUCCUUAAAUCACAGUUUAGAUCCAUGUGGGAUCUAAAGCUGCGACCGGGCUAGCGUGUGCCAAUCGUGCUGAGGUCCUAAUAAUAGACUGUCCUAGCUUCCCGCCUUGACCCAACUGGUGGUAAUGUGAGAAUGCAAGUGCGCCUUUACAGUUUACUUCUUUUAAUGACUUUUUUCGUAAGUCGUCCUUAAUUAUAGCACCGGUUACAUUCAGAAAACCUUUAAAAAUGAGAAACACAUAAUUCCUCAUAAGCAUGUAGGAGUAGCCUCGGUUUUGUGGUUCGUAGUUAAAGAGCAAAUUGACAAAUUAAUUUAAGAACUUUUUAAGCAUCCAUCAAACAAGUUUCUUUAUAGUUUUUUUUUUUCACUAUAGCUUUCUCAAAUCAGCCGAUGGAAAUCGAUGCUUUCACUCGCUUUUGUCACAAUGUCGGAAUGUCAGAGUGAUAAAGAGCUAUUUUUAAAAAUCCUGUUUGUUUGAUAAUAUCACUAGCGGUUUUUCGGUUAGAAAUCUGAAACUCUUGUGUGUACGGUUAAAUUCUUCUUACAUUUACCUCUUUUGAAUAUGCAAUUGAUGUAUUUUUAUUCAAAUUUUGUUUAUUUGCUUAACUAGUUUAAGCUCCCCGUAUUCGUUUUUGUUGAAUAACGGUUAAGAUUACCUAGAAUUAUCGCCAUAGGAAACUACUCGGCAAUUAUCAAAAAAGCCAAGCAAAAAAACUGAUUAGCGAUAAAGAUUAUUCUCUUCCACAUUCCUGUGGUGGUGAAGCAAACCUCAAGAAGUAAUAUCGCAAAUUAGUGCCGUUAUCGAAUGCUAAGAUUGGUAUUAUCUCACAUCUUGCCAAUCCGUGCAUUGAAGGGGUAAUCGUCGUUUUGUUUGUGUCUUUGAUUUGAGCGUUUCUCCCGGUGAGAAAUGAACCGCUGCGCAAUGACAAGCGUAAGCGAGAUGCACCUUUAAGAGGGAUGACAAUGGCAUGACUUAAUUGUGGUCAUAAAGGGCAUAGAUUAUAACUAUUUCACCAAGGUUCCUCCCAUUUUGAUAUUUUAAACAAAGAAAGGAUAUUCAGAUAAGAUAGUCGGCGAUGGGAAAGCAAGAGAUUAGGACGAUGGACAUGGACGAUGGGAGUGCAACACAGAACUGCUUGCUGGAAGACUCGCCGAGCAUCGAGAUGAAGCAGCACAAGAAAAAGGUCUCUCGUCUGCUCUUUGGAUUUGUCGUGGUUCUGGUCGUGUUACUUGCUGUAGCCACCAGCAUCCUGGCUAUUUUUUUCGUAACUGCACGUCAACAAGCGGGGAGAAAAGAGGCGACUAGUGUGCAUGAGAUUGCAGAGCAAACAAUUUGCACAUCUGAAGAGUGCGUUUUGACUGCGUCAGACCUGGUGCGGUCCCUAGAUCCUAGCGUUGACCCGUGCGUGGAUUUCUACAGCUACGCUUGCGGGGGUUGGGUAAAGAGCAACCCUGUGCCUAAGGAUACUGAGUCUUGGGACAAAUGGCGCAUUCUCGACAUCGAGGUGACAACGUUUAUGAAGAAAACUGUAAAAGACAAGGGCAUCAGAGCUCGUUAUUCAAAGGUUGAAGCAAUCAACAAAGCGUUCGAUUUCUACGAUUCGUGCAUGUAUGUGCCUGAGGCACAGGAUGGAAGAGGACUGUUGCUGGGUUUAGUCGAUAAAUACGUACGGUGGCCUCCUCUCUAUCCCGACUGGAACCAAAGCAGCUUUGACCUCGUGGAAGUACUUUCUGCAGUCAACAGAGACCUCAAUAUCGAUCCCUUCUUCUCAACCAUGGUGGAGAGCGACCUCAAAAACAGUACUAAUAAUAUGAUCACGUUGAAGCAAACUUUCGUAGGAGGGCUGUUUCACGGGCAGCUAACAAGAAACACACCGAACGCUAAGCACGCGCGUGAGGUGUACCGGAACACCAUCGCAAACUUGACGGCACUCUUGGGGUUAAACGACACUGCAAAGCGUUAUGCCCUGGCGGAUGAGAUAUUAAACAUCGAGAUGGCUGCUGGGGAGAUUUCAAGAAGCUUCAAUGGGUAUAAUGAGCAGCUUCUAUAUGGCAGAUACAAGAUUUCUGAGUUCAAUGAGUUAACUUCGGAUGGAUCGAUAGACUGGCUACAAUAUAUCAACCUUCUGUACAAAGGAACCGGGCAUAAAGUGAAAGCAGACCAGGAAAUAAUAGCUUACGAUUUGCCUUUCUUUAGUAACAUGACAAAAUUUCUGGGUUCUUUAUCAAAGAGGUCAUUGAUGACAUACAUGGGAUGGAUUAUAAUUUUACGAAAUUACGAGAACUUAGGAAAGAAAUACAUCCAGAUACGAGAGGAGUUCAAGAGAGAGGCUUUUGGGUUUGGGUCCAUCAACAGGGAGGCGCUCUGCUUCGCAAGAUUCACCAACGAGUUCGCCAUGCCGUUAUCCCGGAUUUUUGUGGACGCUCGCUUCAAAGGAAACAGCAAGCAACUGGCAGAGGAACUAACAUCACAAAUAAAGGAAGUGUUCAUAGAACGUCUGAAACAGAAUAAGUGGAUGAGUAGACAGUCCAAAAAUAGAGCUAUUGAAAAGGCGAAUUACAUGACACAAAAUAUUGGAUAUCCGGACUACAUAUUGAACGACAAACUGCUCGACAAGGAAUUUGAAAGAGUAAUAGUGGACAAAUCCUCAUUUUUUAACACAAUGAUUUCCAUGAAUGCAAACUUCAAAAGGAAGGAAUAUCUCACAGCACUAAAGCCUGUGGAUAUUCAAUUAUGGAUUCACAGCCCUUUACUUGUGAACGCCGCGUAUGAACCGACAAUGAACAAAAUGACCUUUCCAGCGGCGUAUCUACAGCCUCCAUUCUACGACCAGUCUUACCCAAGAGCCAUGAGUUUCGGCGGAAUAGGGUCCAUCAUGGCACAUGAGCUCAUCCACGGCUUUGAUAAUGAAGGUAAAGACUUUGAUAAAUAUGGAAAUAACAUCAAGUGGUGGUCGGACAAGACGGAUAAGUCGUUCGUGAAAAAUGUUCAGUGCCUUGUGGAACAGUACAAUAAUAUUACAUUCAUGGGUGAGAAGGUAGAUGGAAAACUAACUCUUCCAGAAAAUAUCGCAGAUAAUGGAGGGCUCGCCCAAUCGUACCAGGCAUACCGACAAUGGAGGCUUCGUAAUGGCGAGGAAAAGCUUCUUCCAGGAGUGAUGUUAUCAAACGAUCAAGUAUUCUUCAUUAGCUUUGCUAGGAACUGGUGCAAAUCGUACAAAUCUGCACUGUACGCCUUUGAUCCAUUUUCGUUUUCUGCGCAUGCACCGAAUCCAGUCAGAGUAAAUGCCACUUUACAGAAUUCUGAGGAGUUCUCGCGCGUAUUCAAGUGCCCAGUAGGAUCUCCUAUGAACCCUGGAAGGAAGUGCUACACCUGGUGACGCGCCUUCUUCAAACGUUACACAAGCAGUCACAUGGUUACUCGGCAUAGCAACGGUGGCCCUGAUCGAAUGCCUUGUUUUUAAUGAUGUAGCAAGUGUAUACUAUUCAUCAUUAAUAUCAUCAACAGCACAAUCAUCCUCAGUAGCAAAUCAACAUCAUUUUCGAAAUCAUUAAAUCAUCAGCAUUAACCACCAUCAUCGUCGUCGCCAUCAUCAUAAUCGUCCAUUGUUAUCAUCACCAUAGAGACAUUAUCGUGGCCAUUAUCAUCUUCAAAAUCAUGAAAAGACAUCACCAUCAAUUAUCAUCAUCAUCAUAAUCAACUCCAUGAAAAUGAUCAUCACAAAUUAACAUUAUCUUAAUCAUCAUCAUCAUCAAAAUCAUAAAAUCCCCAGCAUUAUCACCAUAUAAUUAUCAUCAUCUGCUCUACAUCAUCAGAUCAUUGUCAUUAAUCGCCACCACCAUCAUCAAAAUCUUGAUCUCGUCACCAGUAUCACUAAAAAUCAUUAUCAUUAUCACCACAGCAACCAUAUCAUUAUAUUCACCAAAUCCUAAAACUACCAUCAUCACAUUAUCAACAAUAAUCUGUCAUACUGUCACUAUCAUUGUCAUCCAUUGUCAUCAUUGUCAAGCUCCCUCUUCACCAUCAGCUAUUAGAUAACGCGGUAUAACAACACUGAAGUUUCUGAUGCUGCCAGUACCAUACUCUCAGUCAUAUAGGUCGACGACAACGCUUUGCUUGGGUUAGUUCUCACUAGGAAGCAAGGGCCGUAGCAGGCCUCGAAAUAUUGGGGGGGGGGCACAAUACAGAAACAUUAAGACAAUAUUGGGGGGGGGCACAGCCACGCCCCUACUGGUCAUUUCCUUAUAAUUUUCCAAAAUAUUGGGGGGGGGGGGGGGCACGUGCCCCCAGUGCCCAACCCCCUGCUAUGGCCAUUGUCUUCGGUAUCAUUGGGACAUGAGUGUCACUUUUUAGCCAAUUGAAGCAAUUAAUAGAAAAAAUAAGAGAUCCUUAUGCAUUGGUAAUGAUUGUAAAAUGUACCAUGAUCAAAAUUUCUCUGUUUUCUCCGUUCUGUCGCCAGCUAUCUUUAUUUAUUUCAAUGUCAAUAUCUGAAUUGCAAAGUUUCAUAUGAAAAAAGAAAGCAGUCACGUGAUAGAUUUCACAGUAUUUAAAAGCACAUUGUAGUGAAAUAAUUUCAAGGAGAAUUUCAAUAACGAUAGUAGUUCGUAUUAUAAUCAGUGCAAACGAUGGUAGGCAUUUGUACAUAUGAAUCGUCACAUCGAAUUUCUAUUACUUAAUCUUAUUCCUUGUAAUAUGGAGAUAAUCAAAAAAGGUCUGAGUGUUAGUGAAUAAAGUUUAAUUUUAUCGUCACAAAA
Nematostella vectensis (starlet sea anemone) is the source of this 5868-nucleotide messenger RNA. Its product is annotated as endothelin-converting enzyme 1. Gene Ontology annotation, biological process: protein processing. The record is from RefSeq and is a predicted model, not a curated record. The transcript is spliced from 19 exons. Bases 2190 to 4493 code for a protein of 767 amino acids. Lineage: Eukaryota; Metazoa; Cnidaria; Anthozoa; Actiniaria; Edwardsiidae. Gene Ontology annotation, molecular function: metalloendopeptidase activity. Gene Ontology annotation, cellular component: plasma membrane.